CUCCCUUGUCAAGAUGGCGACCUCCAUAGCGGUUUCUACAAAUCAAUUAAUCAUUGAGUCUCUAAAAAUUCUUACAUCACCGGGUGGAUCAAAAUAUUUAGUUUCCGAAGAUGGAUCAGAAGAAUUACUAAAUACAGUACUUCAAAUGAAUUUAAAAUUGUUUUUAGAAUUUUUGUCCAAGAAUCCUUCUUUGUUAGACAAUAUUAAACUGGAAAGUAAUUUUCUCCCGGAAGAUAUGGGUCAAUCGUUCCAAGCAUGCGACAACAUUACAGUCAGACAAAAAUAUGCUGAAAUAUUCACUGUUCUGUUGAACUGCUUAAGGAGAAAUGUUAGUAAUAAAAUAUUUGAAACAAAUUUGAAAGGAGAUAUAAAUAAGGAGUCAGGAUUGGCUGAUGAUGCUCUUAGUGUCCAGCAAGAAAAAAUUAUAUCAACAUCUCUCCAAUUCCUGUUGGUCUUAGGUAUAUACCCAUACCUUCCUCCUGGAGUUGGCAUCCCUGUUUCACAGCGACUUGGUCCUGGACAAAUCUUUUUGGCAACUGCAAAUGAUUAUUCAUCAGAGUUAAAUGACUUGCAGAGAAUUCGGCUCAUUCUUCCAAUCAUUAAGCUGUUCUGUGAUUUGUUUUCUGUGCCUUCACUCCAGUCAUUGAUUGUCAAUAAUUACCUGUCUGAUGUGUUAACUGCAUUGAUCUAUCUCAGACACUGCGCAAAACUUAUCAUGAAGAGAACAGACUUUAGCGUGAAGACUUCAGUUGAUGACACAGCUAUAAACAAGGAUAGAAAAACACUUAGCCUUAAUGACAUAUCACAAGAAGUAUCUAACCAGAAUGCAGAUGUUCUUGUGUACCCAAUAACAAAAACAUUCAUGAACAUUGAUCCCUAUCAGCAGCCAUGGAGUCUACUUGCAGUUAUAAAGUAUACCAAUAUCAACAUUGAUUUAGUCAUCAGAUCAUCCAGUGCUUCGCUAGUGUUAAAAUCCUUAAUGAUAUUAUCUGGAGCUGGAAAGGCAAGUUCUCUGACACCAAAAACACCACCAUGGUUCAGGAGAAUAAUAGCAGGCAUAAUGAAAGAUGUCCUAAUGGUUCCCCCUGGUGUUUUACAUUUUAUCUCAUCAUUCAUUGCAGAGUCAGCAUCAUCCAACAGCAACUCACAAGACUGGCAGAAUUGUAAAGCUGUUGCUCAGAUAAUCUCAAGAUGUCCAGUUAAUGAUAAAAAUAUGCAUCAGUUUUUUACAUCAGUUUGUCAUCAGCUGAUAGACUUGUUGCAGUCCGCUCAGAUUAAAAGUCACCCCCUUAUAAUAAGAGCUGUUGGUGCCACCAUUUCAGAAGUGAACCUACUCCAACCAGUCAUCAUGAAAGAUGUUUGCCUUUCCCACCUACACUCUCCUUUGCUGAGGCUUGCAUCAAAUCAAGGUUUGUCAUCUGCUACAAGUGAUUUUGUUUUGCCAGAGACAGUUCUGACUUCCUGCAUUGAAACUUUACACAAGCUUUACAUCAUUGGCCAAGAGCCUCAAUCACCCUUCCUGAAGACAUUGUUUCCAGUAGUUGGGAUUCUCUUUUCCCUUUUUGUUUUCAUCAGAAGUAGCCAUUGUAAUCUCAGGACUUUGUGCUGUGAUCUUGUCAAAAGUUAUCUGACUGCAUGUGACACUAACACAGGAAUUAGUUGCCUGAUGGCAUUAGUUCUACAGUCAACAGAGACCUACCCAUGUGUUAGUCAGAAUGUCAAGUUGAUCUGGGGAUCCAGUGGAGGAGUGGAAGCAAUCAAAUCAGAAGCCACAGAGAAACAUCAAGAAAUGAGUUCCUGGACUCUGCCAGUAGAUGCUGCUCUUGAUAUAAUAUCUAGUUUAGACAACCCAGAGUUGAUUUCAGAUCUUUUCAUUCAUCUAUUGCAGAAGCUAACUGAAAUCAUCUCUGCAGAGACUUUACAAGUUGGCAUUGUGCUACCUGGUAUAAGUUUGGCAAAAGAUCAGCAGUCUGCCAAAUUAGAUGAACUGAAGAAAAAAAUUGUCAUGAUAAGCUUUUUGGCUUCACUGGGGGAGAAAUUUGGUGAAAAUGUGAUUCAGAGUUGUCAGCAUGUCUUGUUAUUCACCAAGGUGACUCUAGAAAGAUGUCUAAAAGUGUGUCAAAGUUCUGAUGAAGAAAAAACACAAAUGUUUGAAUGGGAGACAGUCUCAAUGGCACUCAGUUUGUUGACUGCUGUGUUAGGUGGGGCAGUUCAGUUGACAGAACAAGAUAAACAGUUGUUGGAUGAGUUGGUUCCCAUACUCACUGCCCUGCAUCAGAAUCAGGCCACUGACCCAAUGGUAAAAGAGAUGGCUGAAGACUUGAAAAUAGCAGUGGCUACCCGGGGUCUGGUCUGGGGAGAACUGAACAAAUCCAAACGCAGUACUCAGAAAUCUGGUGUGAAACAAAUGUCAACAAGCUCUAAGUCCACUCAAAGUUUAAUUGAGGUUCUGUCAGAAACAAAUAUUGAUGAUGAGUCACCAAAUGAUGUUGAAAACAGCCACCAAAUGACAGAUGUCCAUCACAGCACCAAGGUUCAACAAGCACUUCAAGAUCUGUGUGACCCACUUUUACCAGUUAGAGGUCAUGGCCUCAUUAGUCUGUCCAGACUGGUGGAGGAUAGGGACCCAGAGGCUCUCAACAAAUCCAAACUGUUGCUCAGAGUAUUCCAAGAGAACUUAACUCACAAUGAUUCCUACAUUUACUUAGCAGCUGUCAAUGGGCUAGCCUCACUGAGUGAUCUGGACCCCAAGAUGGUCAUAGCCUGUCUGACCACUGAGUUCAAAACGCAGUGCUUGGCAAGCAGUGUCAGCUCAAUCCAAACAGUUUUGAAAGUUGGAGAGGCAGUAGUCAAAGCUACCAGACGUUUAGGAGAGCUGACUCCACAUUAUCGUGAUGUACUGCUCACUGCAAUGCUGAUUGGAUGUCGCCAUGGUGAUUCCUUAGUCAGGGCUAGUAGCUUAUCAGGGAUGGCAGAGAUUUGUAAAUUACUUAGAUAUGCUGUUGGACCAGUACUACAUGAGAUUGUGACAUGUUGCAGAGACGUUAUUAACUCUGACCCUGACCCUGAACCUCGGAAGGCUGCAGCCUUGACAUUGAGUCAACUGAUUCAAGGUUUUGGAAGAGAUGCUCUGAAGGCUCUUGAAGAUGUGUUGCUAGAUAUCUAUCGCACCCUCAAGCUAUGCCUAGCCCAUGACAAAGAUGAAAAAGUUCAGCUGAAUGUCCAUCUGGCCUUGACUGAGCUAGACACAGUGAUGAAGGAAGUGUUAUUUGCUAAGCCAGAGCUGAAGAAGACCAUCACCAUUUUGGGCUACCAGUGAUGCUGUCCACCUUUGGUUACCAUGGACACUGUCCAUUUUGGGCUACCAGGAAUACUGUCCAUCUUUGGCUACCAAAGACACUGUCCAACUUGGGCUACCAGUGAUGCUGUUCAUGUUGAUGACCAUGACUUUGCAGAAAAUUUCAGAUUAAAGUGAAUCCAGUUUUUAAAAAAAAAUUCUGCUCACAAUUUCAAGCAAUUUACUUGAAUACAUUGGCUCUCAGUGUCAGUCCAGUGAUGUUGAUGAUGACCUAUCUGGUCCUGCUGGCAAGCUUCUUGUCUUCUUAUUGUCAGGCUUAUGAAACAAAAUUUUGAGGACAAUCUUGUGGAUAGAGCUAUUAAGUCCCUAGAUAUUCAGCUUUGACUGUAUUGAAGUGUAUUGUUGACUGUACUACUGCUGAUAUGAAUAUUACUAAUUUACAUGAGACCAGAAGCCUAUUGAUUAAAACCUUUUUCAUGUUA
Molecule: messenger RNA, 3780 nt
Organism: Biomphalaria glabrata
Lineage: Eukaryota; Metazoa; Mollusca; Gastropoda; Planorbidae
Product: transport and Golgi organization protein 6 homolog
Exons: 18
Coding region: 14-3319 (1101 amino acids)
Biological process (GO): protein secretion
Source: RefSeq, a predicted model, not a curated record